CAGAGAUUUCGCAGACGCUUCGCCACCACCAACAUUACUACUUCCUCGAACGACGAAUCGGGUACCGAUGCUUUUAUCCAUUUCACCCAAUCGGUCAAUUUAUAAAUAACUUUAUUCAGUACACCUCUACCAUCUAUUGAAAUCUCCAAUUGCGUCAUCGCAAGCACUGAGCCAAUCUACCUGCACAACACCCCGCGCUACAGCCCCGCCAAGCUCAUCUUUUGCAGUGACCUAACUUGCCAAAGAUGAGCGACAUUGACCGCCGUGAACAGCAGCUUGACAGGCGCCUGCAGCUGACUACAGGCCUUGAAAGUUUGCCCUACGACCUCAUACUCUACCUCGAACGCGCCGCCGUCUACUCGGACCUUGGAUACCCCGAUCUUGCCGCCGGAGAUGCCUACCGAGCUCUACUACUUACCGACGAGGUCGCUACCGAAGGCUUUGAAUACUACGAACAAGCAAGAGAAGCUCUUUCCAUGCACACAAAUGCACCGGCUCCUGAAAUCUUACUUCAUGGCAGCCUGGCUGAGCCUGUAGCUGCGUACUAUGACGGCUCCUCCACUAAGAGCGACGAUGCUGUGGCUGAGCUCGCCCGCUUGGCAUCCAUUCGGGCAUACCAGAUCCUGUCAAUAAGUCUGCUGCUUUGCGGAUGCCUUAAAAGUGCAUACAAGUUUUGCGAGCGCGGCCUCCUUGUUGCUCCAGAGAACCGCGAAUUGCUCGACACUAAAGAAAACAUCUCCGCCGUUGCCCGUCGCAAGUUACGGCGGGACGAUUUCGACCCCAACAACCUACCCGACUACGGUCUCGUACGCCGUGAAGUAUACCCAUGGAACGACCAUGAACCGGACCGAUUCUCAGAAGAAUCACUGGCGACUCUCAACGAAGAUCUGAAGCAGAUGGCCCCCAAGUGUGCAGUACAGGUCGCCACCCUUCCCGUCCUCCUCGAGUCUGCAAGCAACACCGACGAGUACGAAAUAAUCCCUACAUGCAAGCAACUCGGUGUGUUUGCCGUUGAGGCCAUUGAGGCUGGUGAGGCAGUGCUUCACGAAUACUCCCUCCUAACUGCAAACAACCGCCUGAAAGACUCUGUCUGCGAUGCCUGUAGCAGCGAGCUACCCCCGUUAGGCGCCGACUCUGAGGCUGUCAACUGCGACGAAUGCUAUGAUACCGUCUUCUGCAGUCAGUACUGCUACGACCAGGCUCAAGAGCGUUACCACCCCUCCGUUUGCGAAAAGGACGUUGACGCCAUCGCCAAGGAUGCCGACAAGUAUGAGGCGGACGAGACACUAUACCUGUUACUACUAGCUCGUGUGCUGGCACUAGCUGCUCACCAGGAAAUCCAUCCUCUGGACGUUCGAGAAGUCCGCUUCAUCUGGGGGGACUUUGUACCCAGCAGCGCCAACGAUAUCAACGUUUCGCCUAGCGCCGGGCCACCUCCCGAAUGGACGCUCCCAUUCUCCUUCAAGUAUAACAUUGAAACACCGUUACAUCUGCUCGAGAAGAUGGACAUUGAUAUCUACUCGGAACUCAGCAACUACGACCUCUGGACCCUCAACACUCUGUACGCCAAGUUCCGCGGAACAGCAUCUGCCCGAAAGAAUCCCCGCGACGGCCGUCCAGACGUCGCCGCUGUCCACCCAUACUGGUGCCUCGCCAAUCACGACUGCGAUCCCAAUGUCACUUGGGAAUGGGGUGGUCGCAUGGUGCUCUCUGCCCGUAAGGAACGCGUGAUUGGAAACCGAAAAGGCGGAAUCAAGAAGGGCGACGAGAUUCUCAAUCACUACUGUGAUAUCAACAUGCCCGUCCAGCAACGCCGCGAGUGGGCUCGUGGUAGUCUGGGAGGCUGGUGUAUGUGCCAGCGCUGCCGAGACGAGGCCAACGAGACUUCUGCUACAGAGGCUACAGUCUAAAUAUGUCCCCAUUUCUUCUUAGCAAUUGUCUGCUUUACACCAUAACCCAUAGCUGAGCACGACGCCACUCAGCUGCUCUUCAUUCGUUCUGCUAGCCAUUCUUUGAUACCAUAUCUGUACGGUACACGUGUACAGCCUCUUGCAUAUACUUCCCUCGGCGCACAAUUGAUUUGUCUCUGUUUUCUGUCAGGAAGAUCUUAUCAUACGGAAAAGAUUUUAAAAGAUUAUGAUAGCUUAUUAAAAACAAUACGAAAAUUUAGAAUACCUUCGUUCACAC
Molecule: messenger RNA, 2187 nt
Organism: [Torrubiella] hemipterigena
Lineage: Eukaryota; Fungi; Ascomycota; Sordariomycetes; Hypocreales; Clavicipitaceae
Source: the annotation of a GenBank genome assembly